CAUCAUCUGUGUCUCUAAACUGGAAUGAGCCUAAUGGGAACAGGAGGUACUUUACAGUACAGUGGACUAAUGGCAGUGUGAAUAACAUCAUUUACAGUUCAAACACAUCUUACAUUGUCACUGGUCUGACUGCUGGAGUGAACUAUACAUUCACUGUUAGUGCAGUUGCUGCAGAUACCCAAACUACAGGAGCACCAACUCAAAUCAUAGCAUUCACAAAUCCGGAUGUUGUCACCAAUCUCAUUGUCUCUAACAAAACCACAUCAUCUGUGUCUCUAAACUGGAAUGAGCCUAAUGGGAACAGGAGGUACUUUACAGUACAGUGGAAUGAUGGCAGUGGGAAUAACAUCAUUAACGCAUCCUACACUGUCACUGGACUCACUGCUGGAGUAAAAUACACAUUCACUGUUACUGCAGUUGCUGCAGAUAACCAAACUACAGGAGCACCAACUAAAAUCUCAGCAUCCACAAGUCCAGAUGUUGUCAACAAUUUAAUUGUAUCUAACAAAACCAUAUCAUCUGUGUCUCUAAACUGGAAUGAGCCUAAUGGGAGCAGGUCCUACUUUAUAAUACAGUGGACUGAUGUCAGUGGAAAUAACAUCAUUAACAGUUCAAACACAUAUUACAAUGUCACUGGUCUGACUGCUGGAUUGAACUACACAUUCACUGUUACUGCAGUUGCUACAGAUAACCAAACUACAGGAGCAUCAACUCAAAUCUCAGCAUUCACAAAGCCAGAUGUUGUCACCAAUCUUACUGUCUCCAACAAAACCACAUCAUCUGUGUCUCUAAACUGGAAUGAGCCUAAUGGGAACAGGUCCUACUUUACAGUACAGUGGACUGGUGGCAGUGUGAAUAACAUCAUUAACACUUCAGACACAUCUUACACUGUCACUGGUCUGACUGCUGGAGUCAAAUACAUUUUCACUGUUACUGCAGUUGCUGUAGAUAAGCAAACUACAGGAUCACCAACUCAAAUCUCAGCAUUCACAAAUCCGGAUGCUGUUACCAAUCUUACUGUCUCUAACAAAACCACAUCAUCUGUGUCUCUAACCUGGAAUGAGCCGCCUGGGAAUAAGUCUUACUUUAUAUUAAGAUGGACUGGUGGCAGUUUGAAUAAGAGCAUUAACAUUUCCACCACAUCUUACAAUGUUACUGGUCUGACUGCUGGAGUGAAUUACACAUUCACUGUUACUGCAUUUGCUGGAGAUGGGCAAAAUGGAGGAGCAACAACUCAAAUCUCAGCAUUCACAAACCCAGACAUUGUCAGCAAUCUAAGUGUAUCUAACAAAACCACAUCAUCUGUGUCUCUAAACUGGAAUGAGCCUAAUGGGUACAGGUCCUACUUUACAGUACAGUGGAAUAAUGGCAGUGUGAAUAACAUCAUUAACAGUUUAAUCACAUCUUACACUGUCACUGGUCUGACUGCUGGAGUGAACUAUACAUACACUGUUAGUGCAGUUGCUGCAGAUACCCAAACUACAGGAUCACCAACUCAAAUCUCAGCAUUCACAAAGCCAGAUGUUGUCACCAAUCUUACUGUCUCCAACAAAACCACAUCAUCUGUGUCUCUAAACUGGAAUGAACCAAAUGGGAACAGGUCCUACUUUACAGUACAGUGGACUGGUGGCAGUGUGAAUAAUAGCAGUAACACUUCAGACACAUAUUACACUGUCACUGGUCUGACUGCUGGAGUGAAAUACACAUUCACUGUUACUGCAGUUGCUGCAGAUAACCAAACUACAGGAGCACCAACUCAAAUCUCAGCAUUCACAACACCAGAUGUCAUCACCAGACUUAUUGUCUAUAACACAACCACAUCAUCUGUGUUUUUAACUUGGAAUGCAUCAGUUGGAAACUUUACAGUACAGUGGACUGGUGGCAGUGUGAAAAACAGCAGUAACACUUCAGACACAUCUUACACUGUCACUGGUCUGACUGCUGGAGUGAAAUACACAUUCACUGUUACUGCAGUUGCUGCAGAUAACCAAACUACAGGAGCACCAACUCAAAUCUCAGCAUUCACAAGUCCAGAUGUUGUCAACAAUUUUAUUGUAUCUAACAAAACCAUAUCAUCUGUGUCUCUAAACUGGAAUGAGCCUAAUGGGAGCAGGUCCUACUUUAUAAUACAGUGGACUGAUGUCAGUGGAAAUAACAUCAUUAACAGUUCAAACACAUAUUACAAUGUCACUGGUCUGACUGCUGGAUUGAACUACACAUUCACUGUUACUGCAGUUGCUACAGAUAACCAAACUGCAGGAGCAUCAACUCAAAUCUCAGCAUCCACAAAGCCAGAUGUUGUGACCAAUCUUACUGUCUCCAACAAAACCACAUCAUCUGUGUCUCUAAACUGGAAUGAGCCUAAUGGAAACAGGUCCUACUUUACAGUACAGUGGACUGGUGGCAGUGUGAAUAACAUCAAUAACACUUCAGACACAUCUUACACUGUCACUGGUCUGACUGCUGGAGUGAAAUACAUUUUCACUGUUACUGCAGUUGCUGUAGAUAAGCAAACUACAGGAGGAUCAACUCAAAUCUCAGCAUUCACAAAUCCGGAUGCUGUUUCCAAUCUUACUGUCUCUAACAAAACCACAUCAUCUGUGUCUCUAACCUGGAAUGAGCCGCCUGGGAAUAAGUCUUACUUUAUAUUAAGAUGGACUGGUGGCAGUUUGAAUAAGAGCAUUAACAUUUCCACAACAUCUUACAAUGUUACUGGUCUGACUGCUGGAGUGAAUUACACAUUCACUGUUACUGCAUUUGCUGGAGAUGGGCAAAAUGGAGGAGCAACAAUUCAAAUCUCAGCAUUUACAAAUCCAGAUAUUGUCAGUAUUCUCAGUAUCUCUAACAAAACCACAUCAUCUCUGUAUCUAACUUGGAAUGAGCCAAAUGGGAACAGGUCCUACUUUACAGUACAGUGGAUAAAUGGCAGUGUGAAUAACAUCAUUAACAGUUCAAACACAUAUUACAAUGUCACUGGUCUGACUGCUGGAUUGAACUACAUGUUCACUGUUACUGCAGUUGCUGCAGAUAACCAAACUACAGGAGCACCAACUCAAAUCUCAGCAUUCACAAACCCAGACAUUGUCACCAAUCUAAGUGUAUCUAACAAAACCACAUCAUCUGUGUCUCUAACCUGGAAUGAGCCUAAUGGGUACAGGUCCUACUUCACAGUACAGUGGAAUAAUGGCAGUGUGAAUAACAUCAUUAACAGUUCAAUCACAUCUUGCACUGUCACUGGUCUGACUGUUGGAGUGAACUAUACAUUCACUGUUACUGCAGUUGCUGCAGAUACCCAAACUACAGGAUCACCAACUCAAAUCUCAGCAUUCACAAAACCUGAUGUUAUAAGUGACCUCAGUGUGACUGAAAUCACUAUAAGAUCAUUGUUUCUGAACUGGACUGAACCAAUAGGAAAAAGUUCUUUCUUUAAAGUACAGUGGAGCAAUAACAUCACUUUAAAUUCAGCAACCUCAAACACUUUCUAUAACAUUACUAAUCUCAAUCCUGGAGUCAAUUACACCAUCCUGAUAUCUGCUGUUGCUGCAGAUAAUAUAACAGAAGGAGGAGCAAUUGUUUAUUCUGUCUUUACAAAGCCUGACACUGUUAGUAUCCUCACAGCAGUUAAUGUUACAACCUCCUCUAUAUUACUGUACUGGAUUAAGGCAAUGGGGGAAAUCUCCUAUUAUGUAGUCCAAUAUGAUCAUUUCAGUAGAAACAUCAGCACGACUACUGAAUUCACCAUGAUUAACAUAACUAAUCUGACUCCUGGAGUGCAGUACACGUUCAAAGUGUUUGCAGUUGUUGCAGAUAAUAAAACAAAAGGAAAUUCCAACUACAUUUCUGCCUACACAAAACCUGAUGUAGUGAAAGACCUGAAUGUGACUGAAAUCACAACAAGCUCAUUGUUUCUGAACUGGACUGAACCAAUAGGAAAAAGAUCUUUCUUUAAAGUACAAUGGAGCAAUAACAUCACUUUAAAUUCAACAACCUCAAACACUUUCUAUAACAUUUUGAAUCUCAAUCCUGGAGUCAAUUACACCAUCCUGAUAUCUGCUGUUGCUGCAGAUAAUAUAACAGAAGGAGGAGCAAUUGGUCUGUCAGUGUUUACAAAGCCUGACACUGUUAGUAACCUCACAGCAGUUAAUGUUACAACCUCCUCUAUAUUACUGUACUGGAUUAAGGCAAUGGGGGAAAUCUCCUAUUAUGUAGUCCAAUAUAAUAAUUUCAGUACAAACAUCAGCAUGACUACUGAACUCACCAGGAUUAACAUUACUAAUCUGACUCCUGGAGUGCAGUACACGUUCAAAGUGCUUGCAGUUGUUGCAGAUAAUAAAACAAAAGGAAAUUCCAGCUACAUUUCUGCCUACACAAAACCUGAUGUAGUGAAAGACCUGAAUGUGACUGAAAUCACAACAAACUCAUUGUUUCUGAACUGGACUGAACCAAUAGGAAUAAGAUCUUUCUUUAAAGUACAGUGGAGCAAUAACAUCACUUUAAAUUCAACAACCUCAAACACUUUCUAUAACAUUACUAAUCUCAGUCCUGGAGUCAAUUACACCAUCCUGAUAUCUGCUGUUGCUGCAGAUAAUAUAACAGAAGGAGGAGCAAUCAGUCAUUCGGUCUUUACAAAGCCUGACACUGUUAGUAACCUCACAGCAGUUAAUGUUACAACCUCCUCUAUAUUACUGUACUGGAUUAAGGCAAUGGGGGAAAUCUCCUAUUAUGUAGUCCAAUAUGAUGAUUUCAGUAGAAACAUCAGCACAACUACUGAAUUCACCAUGAUUAACAUAAAUAAUCUGACUCCUGGAGUGCAGUACACGUUCAAAGUGUUUGCAGUUGUUGCAGAUAAUAAAACAGAAGGAAAUUCCAACUACAUUUCUGCCUACACAAAACCUGAUGUAGUGAAAGACCUGAAUGUGAUUGAAAUCACAACUAGAUCAUUGUUUCUAAACUGGACUGAACCAUUAGGAAUAAGAUAUUUCUUUAAAGUACAAUGGAGCAAUAACAUCACUUUAAAUUCAACAACCUCAAACACUUUCUAUAACAUUACUAAUCUCAGUCCUGGAGUCAAUUACACCAUCCUGAUAUCUGCUGUUGCUGCAGAUAAUAUAACAGAAGGAGGAGCAAUUGGUCAUUCAGUGUUUACAAAGCCUGACACUGUUAGUAAUCUCACAGCAGUUAAUGUUACAACCUCCUCUAUAUUACUGUACUGGAUUAAGGCAAUGGGGGAAAUCUCCUAUUAUGUAGUCCAGUAUGAUAAUUUCAGUACAAACAUCAGCACGACUACUGAACUCACCAUGAUUAACAUAACUAAUCUGACUCCUGGAGUGCAGUACACGUUCAAAGUGUUUGCAGUUGUUGCAGAUAAUAAAACAAAAGGAAAUUGCAGCUACAUUUCUGCCUACACAAAACCUGAUGUAAUGAAAGACCUGAAUGUGAUUGAAAUCACAACAAGAUCAUUGUUUCUGAACUGGACUGAACCAAUAGGAAAAAGAUCUUUCUUUAAAGUACAAUGGAGCAAUAACAUCACUUUAAAUUCAACAACCUCAAACACUUUCUAUAACAUUACUAAUCUCAGUCCUGGAGUCAAUUACACCAUCCUGAUAUCUGCUGUUGCUGCAGAUAAUAUAACAGAAGGAGGAACAAUUGGUCUGUCAGUGUUUACAAAGCCUGACACUGUUAGUAACCUCACAGCUGUUAAUAUUACAACCUCCUCUAUAUUACUGUACUGGAUUAAGGCAAUGGGGGAAAUCUCCUAUUAUGUAGUCCAAUAUGAUAAUUUCAGUACAAACAUCAGCACGACUACUGAACUCACCAUGAUUAACAUAACUAAUCUGAUUCCUGGAGUGCAGUACACGUUCAAAGUGUUUGCAGUUGUUGCAGAUAAUAAAACAAAAGGAAAUUCCAGCUACAUUUCUGCCUACACAAAACCUGAUGUAGUGAAAGACCUGAAUGUGACUGAAAUCACAACAAGAUCAUUGUUUCUGAACUGGACUGAACCAAUAGGAAAAAGAUCUUUCUUUAAAGUACAAUGGAGCAAUAACAUCACUUUAAAUUCAACAACCUCAAACACUUUCUAUAACAUUACUAAUCUCAGUCCUGGAGUCAAUUACACCAUCCUGAUAUCUGCUGUUGCUGCAGAUAAUAUAACAGAAGGAGGAGCAAUUGGUCGUUCAGUCUAUACAAAACCUGAUUUUGUAAGACAUCUGAAUGUAACUGAAAUCACAACAAGCUCAUUGUUUCUGAACUGGACUGAACCAAUUGGAAAAAGAUCUUUCUUUAAAGUACAAUGGAGCAAUAACAUCACUUUAAAUUCAACAACUUCCAACACUUUCUAUAACAUUACUAAUCUCAGUCCUGGAGUCAAUUACACCAUCCUGAUAUCUGCUGUUGCUGCAGAUAAUAUAACAGAAGGAGGAGCAAUUGGUCGUUCAGUGUUUACAAAGCCUGACACUGUUAGUAACCUUGCAGCAGUUAAUGUUACAACCUCCUCUAUAUUACUGUACUGGAUUAAGGCAAUGGGGGAAAUCUCCUAUUAUGUAGUCCAAUAUGAUAAUUUCAGUACAAACAUCAGCACGACUACUGAACUCACCAGGACUAACAUAACUAAUCUGACUCCUGGAGUGCAGUACACAUUCAAAGUGUUUGCAGUUGUUGCAGAUAAUAAAACAGAAGGAAAUUCCAACUACAUUUCUGCCUACACAAAACCUGAUUUUGUAAGACACCUAAAUGUGAUUGAAAUCACAACAAGCUCAUUGUUUCUGAACUGGACUGAACCAAUAGGAAAAAGAUCUUUCUUUAAAGUACAGUGGAGCAAUAACAUCACUUUAAAUUCAACAACCUCAAACUUUUUCUAUAACAUUACUAAUCUCAGUCCUGGAGUCAAUUACACCAUCCUGAUAUCUGCUGUUGCUGCAGAUAAUAUAACAGAAGGAGGAACAAUUGGUCUUUCAGUGUUUACAAAGCCUGACACUGUUAGUAACUUUGCAGCAGUUAAUGUUACAACCUCCUCUAUAUUACUGUACUGGAUUAAGGCAAUGGGGGAAAUCUUCUAUUAUGUAGUCCAAUAUAAUAAUUUCAGUACAAACAUCAGCACGACUACUGAACUCACCAUGAUUAACAUAACUAAUCUGAUUCCUGGAGUGCAGUACACGUUCAAAGUGUUUGCAGUUGUUGCAGAUAAUAAAACAAAAGGAAAUUGCAGCUACAUUUCUGCCUACACAAAACCUGAUGUAGUGAGAGACCUGAAUGUGAUUGAAAUCACAACAAGAUCAUUGUUUCUGAACUGGACUGAACCAAUAGGAAAAAAAUCUUUCUUUAAAGUACAAUGGAGCAAUAACAUCACUUUAAAUUCAACAACCUCCAACACUUUCUAUAACAUUACUAAUCUCAGUCCUGGAGUCAAUUACACCAUCCUGAUAUCUGCUGUUGCUGCAGAUAAUAUAACAGAAGGAGGAGCAAUUGGUCGUUCAGUGUUUACAAAGCCUGACACUGUUAGUAACCUUGCAGCAGUUAAUGUUACAACCUCCUCUAUAUUACUGUACUGGAUUAAGGCAAUGGGGGAAAUCUCCUAUUAUGUAGUCCAAUAUGAUAAUUUCAGUACAAACAUCAGCACGACUACUGAACUCACCAUGAUUAACAUAACUAAUCUGACUCCUGGAGUGCAGUACACGUUCAAAGUGUUUGCAGUUGUUACAGAUAAUAAAACAGAAGGAAAUUCCAGCUACAUUUCUGCCUACACAAAACCUGAUGUAGUGAAAGACCUGAAUGUGAUUGAAAUCACAACAAGCUCAUUGUUUCUGAACUGGACUGAACCAAUAGGAAAAAGAUCUUUCUUUAAAGUACAGUGGAGCAAUAACAUCACUUUAAAUUCAACAACCUCAAACACUUUCUAUAACAUUACUAAUCUCAGUCCUGGAGUCAAUUACACCAUACUGAUAUCUGCUGUUGCUGCAGAUAAUAUAACAGAAGGAGGAACAAUUGUUCAUUCAGUGUUUACAAAGCCUGACACUGUUAGUAACCUUGCAGCAGUUAAUGUUACAACCUCCUCUAUAUUACUGUACUGGAUUAAGGCAAUGGGGAAAAUCUCCUAUUAUGUAGUCCAAUAUGAUAAUUUCAGUACAAACAUCAGCACGACUACUGAACUCACCAUGAUUAACAUAACUAAUCUGAUUCCUGGAGUGCAGUACACGUUCAAAGUGUUUGCAGUUGUUGCAGAUAAUAAAACAGAAGGAAAUUCCAGCUACAUUUCUGCCUACACAAAACCUGAUGUAGUGAAAGACCUGAAUGUGAUUGAAAUCACAACAAGAUCAUUGUUUCUGAACUGGACUGAACCAAUAGGAAAAAGAUCUUUCUUUAAAGUACAAUGGAGCAAUAACAUCACUUUAAAUUCAACAACCUCAAACACUUUCUAUAACAUUACUAAUCUCAGUCCUGGAGUCAAUUACACCAUCCUGAUAUCUGCUGUUGCUGCAGAUAAUAUAACAGAAGGAGGAGCAAUUGGUCGUUCAGUCUAUACAAAACCUGAUUUUGUAAGACAUCUGAAUGUAACUGAAAUCACAACAAGCUCAUUGUUUCUGAACUGGACUGAACCGAUAGGAAAAAGUUCUUUCUUUAAAGUACAAUGGAGCAAUAACAUCACUUUAAAUUCAACAACUUCCAACACUUUCUAUAACAUUACUAAUCUCAGUCCUGGAGUCAAUUACACCAUCCUGAUAUCUGCUGUUGCUGCAGAUAAUAUAACAGAAGGAGGAGCAAUUGGUCAUUCAGUGUUUACAAAACCUGAUGUAGUGAGAGACCUGAAUGUGACUGAAAUCACAACAAGAUCAUUGUUUCUGAACUGGACUGAACCAAUAGGAAAAAGAUCUUUCUUUCGAGUACAGUGGAGCAAUGACAGCAGCUAUUUAAAUUCAACAACCUCAAACACUUUCUAUAACAUUUUGAAUCUCAGUCCUGGAGUCAAUUACACCAUCCUGAUAUCUGCUGUCGCUGCAGAUAAUAUAACAGAAGGAGGAGCAAUUGGUCGUUCAGUCUAUACAAAGCCUGACACUGUUAGCAUCCUCACAGCAGUUAAUGUUACAACAUCAUCUGUAUUUCUGUACUGGAUUAAGGCAAUGGGGAAAAUCUCCUAUUAUGUAGUCCAAUAUGAUAAUUUCAUCAUAUCUACUGAAUUCACCAUGAUUAACAUAACUAAUCUGACUCCUGGAGUGCAGUACACGUUCAAAGUGUUUGCAGUUGUUGCAGAUAAUAAAACAAAAGGAAAUUCCAGCUACAUUUCUGCCUACACAAAACCUGAUGUAGUGAGAGACCUGAAUGUAACUGAAAUCACAACAAGAUCAUUGUUUCUGAACUGGACUGAACCAAUAGGAAAAAGCUCUUUCUUUAAAGUUCAAUGGAGCAAUAACAUCACUUUAAAUUCAACAACCUUAAACACUUUCUAUAACAUUACUAAUCUCAUUCCUGGAGUCAAUUACACCAUCCUGAUAUCUGCUGUUGCUGCAGAUAAUAUAACAGAAGGAGGAGCAAUUGGUCGUUCAGUCUAUACAAAGCCAGAUAUUGUGAGAAAUCUCAAGACCUCAGAAGUUACAACUACAUCUGUAUUCCUGAGCUGGACUGAACCAUUAGGAAAAAUAUCUUUCUUUAGAGUACAGUGGAUAAACAGCAGUACAACAACAUCUGCAACUUCCUUUAACAUCACUGGUCUAACACCUGGAACAAAUUACACAUUUACAGUCUCAGCUGUUGCUGAUGAUAAUAAAACAGAGGGAUCAGUGGUUGGCCUUUCCAUUUGCACAGGUACAAGUCCUGUCUUUAACAUAAGCUGUGUUGGACCAAAUCGUACUGCAGCAGCUUUGAAUUUAACAUGGACGAAUCCUCCAGGCAACAACCAAGGAUUCAACAUCAAUCUCAAUUCUGCAUUCAGCAACUUUACUCCUUUUUGCAAUCCUGUCUGUAACUAUUUUAUUUCUAAUAACCUCCAAUACUUCAACACUUACAAUCUGACUAUUUCAACCCUUGGAUGUGGUGAGAUUGGCUCACUGGACUUUCAGUGCAGAACAGGCGUUACAGAUCCACCGGUUCCAAGUAAACCAGAAGAUGUAAAAAUAGAAGUCACUCCAGUUAGCCAGACUGCAGUAACCCUACAAUUCAGUAGCAACCUUCUGAAUACUACUAAUGGACCAAUUGAAGCCUAUGGUGUUCUGCUGUCAACUAAUCCUCAAAGUAACAACUCCAAGGAUUUCUUGACACGGACCUAUAAUAAUUGGUCACAAGACGACACCAAGCCUUAUAUCACAGUUUUAAAAUUAAAUGAAGAAACUACCAGAAGCAGCUUUAUAACUGUUAAAAUUGGUGAUAAAAAUGACUCAGAUUUUAAUACAAUCUAUAAAAACUACCCUCUGCACAAUCAGGAAUACUGGGUAGCCCUGGUUUUGUUCACUUACCUUAAAAUUAAAGACAAUCUUGUGGACCCCCAGCAAUCAAUCUGCUCCGUAACACCUUUUUCCAGUACAACUGCAAGACCACUUCCACCAAAAACUAUAAUUUUUUUGUGGGUGCUGUUGCCUGUUAUCCUUAUUGUGAUCAUCAUCAUCGCUGUCCUCAUCAUACAGAAAAAACGAAAAACCAAAGAAUAUACAGAUAUUCCUGUCAACAAUUUAAGAAGUAAAAUUAGCAUUCCUGUGAGGGUGGAGGAGUUUGAGGCAUAUUUCAAAAAGCAGCAGUUGGAUUCCAAUUGUGGCUUUGCUGAACAGUAUGAGGAUCUUAAGGUUGUUGGAACUGCUCAAACCAAGAAUAGUGCCCUUGCUAUGGAGAACAAAGGAAAGAAUCGCUACAACAAUGUACUACCUUAUGAUUCUUCAAGAGUUAAAUUAUCAAUACAUGGCAGUCCAACUGAUGACUACAUCAAUGCAAACUAUAUUUCAGGUUACAACUCAAAGAAGGAGUACAUAGCAGCUCAGGGCCCACUACCGGCUACUGUGAAUGAGUUUUGGAGAAUGAUCUGGGAAAAGAAUGCUCAUACUAUAGUCAUGCUGACCAAGUGCUAUGAGCAAGGACGUGUUAAAUGUGAGAAAUACUGGCCAGCAGAAAACAAGCCGUACAACAAUAUUCUUGUGACAACAACAUCAGAAAUUGAACUGGAAGACUGGACUAUCAGAGAUUUCAGAAUCAAGAAUGUGAAAACAGCAGAGACACGGGAUGUUCGUCAAUUCCAUUUUACAGCCUGGCCCGAUCACGGCGUGCCAGAGACCACAGAGGUACUUAUUAACUUCAGACACUUGGUCAGAGAGCACAUGGACAACUUCUCCCGGAACGCUCCUGCCGUGGUGCACUGCAGUGCUGGUGUGGGGAGGACUGGGACUUUAAUUGCCCUCGAUCACUUGAUCUUUCAGAUUGAGCGGGAAAGCAUGGUAGACAUUUAUGGAAUUAUUUAUAACAUGCGCAUGCACAGACCGCUGAUGGUUCAGACUGAGGACCAAUACGUGUUCUUAAGCCAAUGUGCUUCUGACAUCAUUAAAUCAAGAAUGGGCACCAAUGUGGACCUAAUUUACCAGAAUGCAGCAGCAUUCUCAAUCUAUGAAAAUGUGCAGAGAUGAAGAAUGAAGACAUUAAGUGGAAAUGGAUUUCAGGUGACACUUAGCUUGGAAUUAGAAUGGCUGGAAAAUUUUUGUAGGAUUUUGAAAAAACUGUGUGAGCCAUUUCUUUAUUUAACUGAAUGUCACAACGACUUUACAGAUCUCUGACAAAUAUUCUUUUGCAGUUUGCUUUAAAUUAUUAUGAUUUAGCUUGGUCUUUGUUUGCCCUUGAUUGUGAGACAAUGACAAUGUACUUGGAUAUAUUUUUCAUAAAAGUGUCUAGUUGAGCAAGAAAUAUAUGAAAAAUUAUGUAUAUUUGUAAAUUAUGAAAUUUUGUACAGUUAAUACACAUUAAGACAUUUUAGAAUUGAAUUAUAGACUUGCUUUUUUCUAUUUUUUUAUUUUCAAAAGAAUUGUACACUUUUUAUUGUCAUUUUUACACAUAUAUUUAUGAAUUCAGUAAUCACACUGGACACUUUCUUGUAUUUGUCUGUGACAGCCAGACCAUACAUAACACAAUAAGUUGCAUUCUAUUGCAGAAGAUCAGUAGCUAUCCAGAUAUGCUGGUCUAUAUGCUGGACAAUGUGACAUUAAAGAUCAGAGAGUUCAGAGAGUUUCAUUUGAAACCUUAUAAAAGGGCACAAAAACAUUUCAUUUUAAAGCUUUAUGACAUAAUAAAUAACAUAAAUCAUUGGACAGCAAAGCUGUAGAAUAAUGUAAGUUCAAAUCAAUAUGCGUAUUAUGAGGUCAUUAUUACCUUUAUAGAGUGUUGUCUUUUAUCCAUUGUGGGGAAAACGUCUUGGUUUCUUGAUUUGACUUCAGCUCUUCAGCUCAUUCCGUAAUUAAAGAUACAGAUGAUAGAUACCAACACUUAUUAGGUAUCUACGAAAGCUCUAUUUUUAGAAUCGAACAUAAUGAUGAUUUAUCUUCCAGUUUAGCUCAAAACGGUGCCUACAAAGGUUAAUACUAAGAGUAAGCAUGUAGUACUUUUAUGAUGCACAUGAAAAGAAUGUAAAUAAAUCUGAAGCAUUUUAUAUCCAGACACUGGGUGUUUACAUUGCACAUAAUUGAUGGCAUAUGCUAAAACCUUAGAAAAUAAAUAAAACAGUAAGUGAAGUCAUCCAAAAGAACUAAUGUUCAAAUAUGAUUUUCUAUUAUAUGGCGUUUUAUUGCCCCAGAAAAAAAAUCACCAAGAAAUUCAUUUUGGCAAUUAAAGGGGGCGCUGUUUAAUUGCUAAAAUAGAAACUUGAGCAUGCACUAAUCCAUAAACUGUGCACUUAUCUAUUGUGCUGUAGCAUUUUGCUGAAGUGUCAGUCUAUAGUAGAUACAAAAAUAAAUUAUUAUAGUAUGUUCCUUCUCUGUUACUGUAGGAUCAAAUGACUGAUAUUUUACAGGAUGAAAUGAAUAAAUGAAAUGGUACUGCAAUCAAACAGUUCACAUGCACAUGUAUAUAUAUAUAUAUAUAUAUAUAUAUAUAUAUAUAUAUAUAUAUAUAUAUAUAUAUAUAUAUAUAUAUAUUAGGGGUGUAACGGUAAACGGUGUAACGGUAAACGGUGUAACUGUAAACGGUGUAACGGGAAACAAUUUUUUAUUAACGCAGUUUAUUAUCACUGAUCAUCAACAUUUGAACAGUUAACAUUUUUUAAACAAUUUUAAAUAAAUUGGUGUAAUGGAGACGGAUGAUCCGCUGUGGCGACCCCUAAGACAAAAGAUUAAAUUGAAUAACCAAUUAAAUUGGCAAAAUGAAAAGAAAAAUAUAUUAAAUAGUUUACAUUUGUUAGACCCUAUUUGGGUAAUACAGAUAUGUAUAUGUGUAUUUUUUUUUUAGUUUUCUAAAGAUAUGAUUUACAUAACUGUUCUACUUAUUUCAGUAUAUAUUAACAAAUGUCUUCAAUCCUUCCACCCUUCAUUAUUUACUCCCACGAUAUGCAGAAUUGUCAGGAUUUUCUCCUUUUAGGAGAAAUUACUUAAGCUGGACAUAAAACGCUAAAUAAUCAAUAGUGUUAGCCGCUGAACAGAAAGUGCUGGAUUAGCUAGCGCUAUGGAUUUAAUAUUUCUUUAUUUUUCAACUUUUCGUUUUAUUUUCCUGCAUAUAACUAUGCUUGUGCUAAAUAAAAAAUCUUGAUUCUUGAAUCCAUUGAGCUAGAGUUAGUCAUUAGCCACUUCCUGGUUAGCGGCUAUGCUAGCGCUACUGAUUCUUUAGUGUUUUCAUGCAUGUGCAUAACAAAUUUGAUUUCCGGUAUGGAGUAAGUAACCACAGUGACACUGCGCUAACUUUAGUUUCUUUUUUCUACCCCUGGCAUUGUUGUAUAUUUUGAAGUUUUAAAAUAAUAAUAAUAAAAAAACCUCAAAGUGCGAGGCAGAGACUAAACAAACUCGCGUUCCGCCUCUUAAUACGUUCCAGAAAAAACUCAGAUUUUAACUAUUUUCCGCACGUAAAAAGGAUUGCAUUCAGUACACCACCGAACCGAAAGCCCUAUUCGGUGUGAAUACGUGUACCGUUGCCCCACCUAUAUAUAUAUAUAUAUAUAUAUAUAUAUAUAUAUAUAUAUAUAUAUAUAUAUAUAUAUAUAUAUAUACACACACACACAUUAAUAAAUGAACACAUAUAUUAGGCUCUAUUGGUGAGCCUGCAAUUAUUGAAUGCUUUUUAAACAGGCUUGUGCAAUAUUAUAUUUGGUGGUUUCAUGUCAGUUUAGAUUUCUAGUAGAUUAUUUUGUAGGAUAUUUUUUAAUUCUUUGAAAGUUUUAUUAAAGAUGUUUAGUUUUGCAAUACAGAUUUUUGAUUAUUCAUUUUUAAGCAUUGUUAUUGUUUUUUCUAAGUCAUCUUUUCAUUGUUUAUAUUUCUGCCAAAGAUAUUUUGAUUAUCGACAUCUGUGAUUUAAACAAGUGCCAAUAAACACGUGAAACUGUGUUUUGGAAAGCGCUCAUUGAAAAAAUGGAAAUUCAGAAAUGUAUUAUGUCUCAGCUUAUUUAAAAAAAUAUAAUGCACUUUUCCUUAUUUUUUCCACCAGAAAAAGAUUCAGAUGAUUUUUUUUAUUGGAAUAACAUUAAAACAAUGUGAUGUAUCAACAAUAUUAAAAAUUCUGUAUUUUUUUAUUUUAUUUUACAGUAUUUGUAUGAACUAUGUAGUCGAAACUGUAAGUGCAAAAUUGUUCCCUCCUAUACAGAGUGAUUCUAUAGAGCUCAAAGGUUGUAGUCAUUAAACUAUAAAAAGGAAACUGG
Molecule: messenger RNA, 14797 nt
Organism: Silurus meridionalis
Lineage: Eukaryota; Metazoa; Chordata; Actinopteri; Siluriformes; Siluridae
Gene: ptprjb.2
Product: protein tyrosine phosphatase receptor type Jb, tandem duplicate 2
Exons: 53
Coding region: 3000-11594 (2864 amino acids)
Biological process (GO): protein dephosphorylation
Molecular function (GO): protein binding; protein tyrosine phosphatase activity
Source: RefSeq, a predicted model, not a curated record